Messenger RNA from Drosophila nasuta, 2481 nucleotides. It is a transcript of the gene GlnRS, whose product is annotated as Glutaminyl-tRNA synthetase. Gene Ontology annotation, molecular function: glutamine-tRNA ligase activity; ATP binding. Gene Ontology annotation, cellular component: cytoplasm; aminoacyl-tRNA synthetase multienzyme complex; cytosol. Gene Ontology annotation, biological process: glutaminyl-tRNA aminoacylation; translation. The transcript has a single exon. The coding region runs from base 79 to 2403 and encodes 774 amino acids. The record is from RefSeq and is a predicted model, not a curated record. NCBI's taxonomy places the organism in Eukaryota, Metazoa, Arthropoda, Insecta, Diptera, Drosophilidae.
UGCAUGGGUGAGUGAGUGAGAGGUAGGGAUUUGCCCUAAGAGCAGAAUUUCGUCAGCAGACAACGCGUCAACGAGAAAAUGGCAGGCGAGGAUUUGAUUGUCCAGUUCCAGCAGCUCGGCAUGAGCGAGCAGAAGGCCAAGGAGACGCUCAAGAAUGCAAAUGUGACCAAGAAUCUGCAACUGGCGCUUGCCGAAACCAAGUUGCCGCUACCCGAUAGCGCUGGCAUGUUGCUCUACCACAUGGCCAGCAAACUUAAGCCACAAAUUGCCGGACAACUGCCGCUACUGGUGAAAUAUAUAGUGGAACGCAAGCUGGACAAUACUCAACGUGUGGAUGCGGCUUUGGAAUACUUACUCAAGUUGGGACAGAAGAAGAACGCCACUGUUGAUGUGGCUGAAUUGGAACGCGAAUGCGGCGUUGGAGUCGUCGUCACGCCAGAAGAGAUUGAGCGCAUUGUGCAGCAAAAGAUCAAGGGCAGCUAUAAAGAGAUACUGCUGGAGCAGCGCUAUCACUUUAAUUCAUUUAAGAUAAUGCAGGAAGUGCGCAACGAAUUGAAAUGGGCGGAUGCCAAGUCCUUGAAGUCGGCCAUUGAUGUGGAAAUCUUUGAUCUACUCGGUCCCAAGACCGAGGCAGAUUUGAAGCCACUGCCCAAGCAGACAGACAAGCAGCCAAAGGCUAAUACAAAGACCGAAGUCAAGGCAGCCGCAGCUACUGAAACAGACGGCGCCAAUACGAUUGCCGAGCUGAUGAAGACCAAGGUGCAUUUCCAUGCGCCGGGCGAAAACUACAAGACCGAUGGUUAUGUGGUUACCGAGCACACGGAGCAACUUUUGCGCGAUCAUCUGAAAGCCACAGGUGGCCGCGUGCAGACACGUUUCCCACCCGAACCCAAUGGCAUUCUUCACAUUGGUCAUGCGAAAGCGAUCAACAUUAACUUUGGUUAUGCGGCGGCUCAUGAUGGUGCUUGCUAUCUGCGCUAUGACGACACGAAUCCCGAGAAGGAGGAGGAGAAGUUCUUCAUUGCUAUACGCGAAAUGGUCGAAUGGUUGGGCUACAAGCCCUGCAAGAUCACCUACUCCUCGGAUAACUUUCAGCAACUCUAUGAUUGGGCUGUUGACCUAAUUAAGAAGAACCUGGCCUAUGUGUGCCACCAGAAGGCAGACGAGCUCAAGGGCUUCAAUCCGCCACCAAGUCCUUGGCGGGAACGUCCUAUUGAGGAGUCGCUUAUUUUGUUUGAGGAUAUGCGACGCGGUAAGAUCGAUGAGGGCGCGGCAACGCUACGUCUAAAGCUGACGCUGGAGGAGGGCAAAGUGGAUCCGGUGGCGUAUCGCAUUAAGUUCAUAGCGCAUCAUCGCACUGGUGCCGCGUGGUGCAUUUAUCCCACUUACGAUUACACGCAUUGCCUCUGCGACUCCAUCGAACAGAUCACGCAUUCGUUGUGCACAAAGGAGUUCCAGUCGCGUCGCUCCUCCUACUACUGGCUCUGCAAUGCUCUUAACAUUUACUGCCCCGUGCAGUGGGAAUACGGACGCCUCAAUAUGAACUAUGCGCUGGUGUCCAAACGCAAGAUCGCGAAGCUCAUUACUGAGCACAUUGUCCAUGACUGGGAUGAUCCACGUCUGUUUACGCUAACGGCGUUGCGUCGUCGUGGUUUCCCUGCCGAGGCCAUCAACAAUUUCUGCGCUCAGAUGGGCGUCACAGGCGCCCAGAUCUCUGUUGAUCCCGCGAUGUUGGAGGCCGCUGUUCGGGAUGUUUUGAAUGUCAGUGCACCACGUCGUCUGAUUGUGCUGGAACCGCUGAAGGUGACCAUCAGCAACUAUCCGCAUAAGGCAGCCGUUGAGCUUGAAGUACCCAACUUCCCUCAGAAUCCAGAGCUGGGUACGCACAAGAUUACGCUAGAUCGUGUGCUCUACAUUGAACGUAGCGAUUUCAAAGAAGAGCCGGAGAAGGGCUAUCGUCGUCUCUCCCCGCAGCAAUCUGUUGGCCUGCGUCACGCUGGUCUGGUCAUUAGCGUUGAGCAAGUGGUCCGUGAUCCAGUCACUGGAGACAUCGUAGAACUCAUUUGCAGCAGCAAAUCGGCGGAGGAGGCUGAGAAGCCCAAGGCGUUUGUGCAGUGGGUGUCGCAGCCCAUUCAGCUAGAAGUGCGUCUCUAUGAGCAGCUAUUCAAGCACAAGAAUCCCGAGGAUCCCAACGAGGUGCCCGGCGGUUUCCUCAGCGACAUCAGCGCCGACUCAAUGUCCGUCCUUUGUGCCUAUGCAGAUCGCUCCUUGAAGGGCGUUAAAGUGUACGAUAAGUUCCAGUUUGAACGCAUUGGCUUCUUUUCGGUGGAUCCAGAUACAAAUGGAAGCCACAUUGUGUUCAAUCGCACUGUUGGACUUAAGGAAGAUGCAGGCAAGAAGUGAAAAAUGAUAAAAUCAAACUCACAUGAUAUUUUUAUAACAUAUAUUGAGAGACCACAAUAAAUACGAUUUGUAAAAUCA